AUGGCGGAUAAAGCGAUCAAGAUCAGCGACGAACGUCGAUGUAAGUAUGUUUGCACAUAUACUGUCCCGUCCGGAACCGCGGCUGAAAGUUGCAGCCAUGCUCGUUUCGAUGAUGGAUCAGGCCAAUUGUUGGAAGAGCGCCUUAAUCUUGCAAAGUACAGACUACUAGUCCUAGACACCACCAUUGAGAUCAAACCAUGUCAUGUCAACGGGCGAAUGAGGAUGUGGCGUGAACAAGAAAAUGGUGAACUCAAUGAUAAAGUAACGAUCCCAUCGAAGACAAACAGAGCGUGGCGGUACAACGGGGCUAAGAAAGUGGUGAAGACCCUUACGACAUACAACAAGGGGGGGGGGGGGGGCGCGAGGCGCAGGCUGUUCCUUGCUUUGUGUAGCAAGAAGAUUAUGAAACUCUAUAACUAUUAA
This is a messenger RNA of Histoplasma capsulatum G186AR, 423 nucleotides long. RefSeq lists its product as uncharacterized. The transcript has 5 exons. Bases 1 to 423 code for a protein of 140 amino acids. NCBI's taxonomy places the organism in Eukaryota, Fungi, Ascomycota, Eurotiomycetes, Onygenales, Ajellomycetaceae. The record is from RefSeq and is a predicted model, not a curated record.